This is a messenger RNA of Aspergillus calidoustus, 306 nucleotides long. Lineage: Eukaryota; Fungi; Ascomycota; Eurotiomycetes; Eurotiales; Aspergillaceae. The record is from the annotation of a GenBank genome assembly.
AUGGACUCCUCCGAAGCAGACCACAUCGCCGAACGCGCCGAGGAGGACGUCAACACGUACCAGGCUAAGCAGGGAAUCGGCCGCAAGAGCGAUUCGACCCUCGAAUCCGGGGUCGACGAGAUGGUUGAGCGCAAGUUCCCACAAGCCGGCGAAGUGCGAUAUGGUCGCGUAGCUCUCCCCACUGGCAGCGACCGCAAGCCGAUUCCUGAGGAGGAGGGGGGUGUGAGGGAUGCUCGAGGACGACUCGCCCCGGCGAAACUCUUCGAAGGCCCAGGCGGACCCGAGGACAAGGUUUAUCGCGAAUAA